AUGGACACCUUCCUAUUUUUGAGGAUACAAAAUUACAAAAUUGAUAUAUUCGAGCACAUAGAGAAUGUAACGCAAGAGUCUUCGACUCACAAAACGAUAAAAUCACAACAGAACUACGAAGAUGUAACCUGGAUACCUUGUAACAUAAACCCUCUGUGCCACCCGACCGUGAAAGCCUUGAUGGUCGAUCACAUAAAUCAUUAUAUAUACGGCCCACUAUGCGCUAUCGUCGAUAUGGGUUUGGGUAUUUCAGAGAGAAUGUUAUUUUUAACACCCAAUAUGAUAUCUUUCUUUCACGUAUUUAUCGCCUUUGUUGGGGCCAAAUUGCUAACCUGUCAGAGUCUAGCGGCAAGGCGAGUCGCGAUAGUCCUUUUUCAAAUAAGAAUGUUCCUAGACGAUCUGGAUGGCCAUGUAGCGAGAGAAAGGAAACAUAUCAAGGGCGAGAGAUCUGAAGUCGGCUCAUUAGGAUACUGGGUGGAUGGCAUCUGUGAUUUAAUAGGCGUUACAGCUAUGAUGAUAGGCAUCCUGUUUUAUUUAAAAAAUAACCCACCCAGGCGAGGUUACAAGGACACACCAGUGAGUACGUUACCAUAUCAUCAGUUAAAGGAAAUCAACUCUACAGAGGAUAUAGAGAAAGGUAAUACGUCGGAAAUAGGCAUUUCCUAUAAAACAAAAGUGACGUUUCAAAGGAUGGUCCAAGUGCUUGGUUUGUUUUCUGGUCAAAUGGUGCUAUCUUCAUUAGCGUGGAAUAGAUAUAUAGAUUUAUAUCAAGAGUUAUUAGAGAAUCGUACAGAUUAUGAUGUGACGCGGCGAGAGGCUGUUUUUACCUCCGGGACGUUUUUUUUCGCAACAGGAUUAUGGAGGAUAGUCAAUCCUCAUAGUUAUUUGCAUCUAUUAUCUUUGACGGUAUUCUGUGUUAAGACAUGGGGUUUUUUGAAAACGGUUCGUUAUAGUGGUUAUGUGUGUUUGAUAAUAACUGUAGCGGUAUCUGAAUAUUUGCUCGUAGUGAACGGUUUGGAUGGU
This is a messenger RNA of Brenthis ino (lesser marbled fritillary), 1023 nucleotides long. Lineage: Eukaryota; Metazoa; Arthropoda; Insecta; Lepidoptera; Nymphalidae. The record is from the annotation of a GenBank genome assembly.